AAUGGUUUAAAAAUAAAAGAGUGGAUUUGGUGAAAAUAUCCAGUAAUACAGAUAACAACGCAAUUUUAUUUUUAAAAUAUUGACAUGUCACACUGCUGUCACGAAUCAAUUUUUAUUUCUAAAGAGAAUAAUCUGGUGAUGGAUCCUUAUGUGAAAUAACUUGAGGCUCGUCGAGAUGUGCCUGUAGUAUUGUGGUGUCUCUUUAAAGGAAGGGGGAGUGUAGAAGAGGGACCGAGGAAAGAGAUGAAUAGAAGGCACCAGAACCACCUACCAUGACCAAGUGCGCUGUAAAUGUAGGACAGAAAUUCGAGUGGAAUACAAAAGGAUCAUCAAGCGACAUAUUCGAGGGAAAACCAUGUUUGGAUGUGCCUUAUCUGAUUCCAACAUUUUUAAAUAUGGCACCACAUGCGAUCACUGGAACACAGGGAAAGUGGUUUUCCUCCCAAACAUUUCUUGCAUUUUGAAACGGAAAAGAAGAGUGGCAGUAAAAUACAUCCCCGUGCUAUCUUUCUCCGAUUAUCAAUGGUAGGCAUUGCAUAAUUCAACCCUUAUCCACCGGAGCCAUUUGGUUCCUCCUCUUUGGGAAGAGGGGGACGCCAGAAAAAACGACUACAUCCAGUAGCUGCCUUCUCGGUGGUGCCUGCAAUUGUUUGGCAAUGCCCUUUUCUCUCAUAGGAAGAACUUGCAGACAGUAGCGGGGGAACAAGCGGGGGAAGGAUGCAUUUAAAGCUGGAUGUGUGCUGCAUUCAGGGAGAUUCGGCAAUAAUAGCAGCUCUAGCAGAAGCAGCGAGUGCGGAGGGCCUGGGAAGCACCCAGCCCCACUAUCUCCUCCUUUUCCUCCCCCCCUGCAGGACCAUGCUUGCGUGAGGGAUGAGGCUGUGCACAGGGACACCAGGCCAGAGCUGCGGCCUACUUCUCACAAGAGCCGGUCUCUCGACUGCAAGAUCUGUGAACACAUUGCCACCAUCAAAUCAGCAUCUUUGGUCAUCAGGUAGAUCCAGGAGCAUGAGCAGGACUUUGAGCUGCGGGAGCAGAUGUCUGGGUAUAAGCGCAUGCGGCGGCAGCACCAGAAGCAGCUGAUCGCCCUGGAGAACAGGCUAAAGGCCGAGAUGGAUGAGCAUAGGCUCCGGCUGCAGAAGGAAUUAGAGACACAAGCGAACAACACUUACAUUGAGCUGGAAAGACUGGCCAAACGCCACGCUGCUCAAACAGACAAAGAGAUGAAGGCAGUUGCAGCAGAAGAGAGGAGGAUCCAGCAACAGAUUGUUGCUCAGCAAAAGAAAGAGCUGACUACUUUCUUAGAGAAUCAGAAAAAGGAGUACAGGCUUUGCAAAGACAAGAUCAAAGAAGAGAUGAGCGAAGACCCUUGUACACCCAAGGAGGAGAAGCAGGAGCGUCUGUCCAGGCACAAAGAAACAAUACAGCGCUCUCAGGCUGAGGAGGAAGCUCAUCUAUUGGCCCAGCAGAGGCUGGUCUACGACCGGAGCUGCAGGGCCCUCAAACGCCGGAGUCUAGUCAGGAAGCACGAGUUUGAACAGGAGCAACUGAGAGAGGAGCUGAACAAGAAGAGGACCCAGAAGGAGAUGGAACAUGCCCUGAUGAUCCGGCAGGACGAGUCCACCCAGGACAUGGAGCGCAGGCAGCUGCAGAUGCUGCAGAAGUUGCGAAUUGAACUCAUGAGGCUGCAACACCAGACAGAGCUGGAAAACCAGGAGGAGUACAACGGCCGGCGGCAGAGAGAACUACACAGGAAACACACUCUGGAGCAGCGGCAGCAGCCCAGAAACCUCAAGACGCUGGAGAUGCAGAUCAAGAAACAGUUCCAGGAUACUUGCAAGGUGCAGAACAAGCAGUACAAAGCUCUUAGAAACCAUCAGCUGGAGGUUUCUCCCAAAGGUGACCAUAAGACCAUAUUGAAGAGCCUAAAAGAGGAGCAGACACGCAAGCUGGCCAUACUGGCUGAGCAGUAUGAGCAGAGCAUCAACGAGAUGAUGGCUUCACAAGCGAUGCGAUUAGACGCAGAGCAGGAGACAGAGUGCCAAGCUCUAAAGCAGCAGCUGAAGCAAGAGAUGGAGCUCCUGGACGCCUACCAGAGAAAAACCAAGUCGCAGAUGGAGACCCAACACGAGCGAGAGCAGCAGAAACUUGAGCAGAAGGUCUCCAUACGCAGAGCGCACCUUGAACAGAAGAUUGAAGAAGAACUGGCCGCACUUCAGAAGGAGCGCACUGAAAAGAUCAAGCACUUGCUGGAACGUCAGGACAGAGAAAUUAACGCUUUUGACACAGAAAGUAGAAGCCUCGGCUUUGGAAGCCUGGGAUCUCUGGACUUCCCCAAAGAAGACAACAGAUGAAAGUGGAUUUAUCUCUAGAGGACAACAUAUCCGUGCCCUUUUCGCGUCCACUUGACCCGUUUGUCACGCACCACGGUGGCAAAGCUGGAUAACUUUCUCUAUUGCUUUUCUUCUCUCUUAGAUAUUGCAUCUUCGAAUCGAGGUGUCACGUGCAAUGAGAACUUCUUUUGUGAAACUUGAAGGGGGAAAGUAAAACAAAAGAAUCUACAACAACAUGUCAAUAAAAACCUAGUCAGUGUAACUCAAAACUUAUGUGUUAAAAAUAACAGACUCUUUCCUCCAUGCCAUUUCCUCCUUUUGGUAUGAAUUGAAUAAAUCAGGAAAUUUUAGUAAAAUUGGCACUUUGAUAUGUUUAAGUAGAAUCCCAUCAUGUUCGUAUGAUGCUUAAUGUGUGUGUUACAUGGAGGGACAUUGUGGAAUGUGAGCUGCGGACUCCCCCGUGGUGUUAAGCUGCUUUGUCUUUUUUUUAUUACUUUUAUUUUAUUAUGUUCUUUUUUUUUAUUUUAUGCUCUGAAUGUGAAUAUUACUGUAUGGGGUCACUGGAUAAAGUCAGAGUUUAUUCAUUUAAAAUGUUAAAAAAACUUUUGGUCAUACUUCCAUAUUGUGCUUAUGCAUACAGUAUACUGUGGUCCCUCACUUUUCUAGGCAACAGUUCUUACCUUUUCUUUUUUUAUUUGAUAUGUAGGAUCAAUUUGGCGUUAGCUUGAUCAAUCCGUUUAUCUUAUCACAACUCAAGAUCCCACUUGGUAAAACUGCUUAUUAUUGCAUGCACUUUAAGGACAAAUUCAGGUUGUGAAGUGAAGCAUGAAUCUGUCAGAGAUUUUAGCUGUUUGUAAAUAAAAGCAUUUCUUUUUUUUUCUUUUUCAUUUUAAGCCUAUGGAUACUGGACAUAAGCGGCGCCAUAUUUGAUAUGAUAAUUUUCACAAAUGCCUUUAUUUAAGUUGUGCCUGAAGCAGAUUUUAGUUCCGUGUUUGUUAUAUUCUAUAUUUUAUUUACUGAGGCCGGCACCAUUUUGUUUUGGUUUCAUCUAAAACUUGUGAAUCAUUUAAUGUUCACUAAUCAAAGUUCUUGUAAAGGAAAAUGGUGAGAAUUGUGCUGUAUAACUUUUGAUAUGAAUAUUUGUACAUGAGAAUAUAGCUAGAACAUGCAGAGACACUGGUCUAUUACUGAUAACAGAGCUUAACGAUAAAGAUUUUGCUUCGUUUUUGUUUUAUAAUAUAGAGAUAUGGUCAUACGAUAGCUCAAUAUAUUGCUAAGUCAAAUCACUAGACUCUCAGAUUGUAUAAAUGCUGGUGGAUGGAACCACAGACUUCUUAUAAUAUCAGCACGGUGAUCGUUUACCGAUCGACGGCUCCACAAAAGCAAACACAACGUGUGGGUCCAGAUUGCAUUUGAGUAAUUAGUGUCUAAUGAUCAGAUUUACAUAUUUUUUGCCAUGUUCAUUAUGGUCAUUGAACAGGUUGCACAAUGUUUCCAUUUAUAUCAAAUGGAAAGGUAAUUGUUUGGUGCUUAAUUUCUAAUACCACCUUUAGCCUUGUAGUUUUUUGUCUUGGAGAGACGAUUGAUUUUUACAAAAUGUAAACGUGAAGCAUUUUGAAACCCCCUCUGAGUCAAAACACUACUAAGUUUUUCAAACGCUCAUGACAUAUUUAGAGUACCCCAUGCAGUGAAACCCUCUAAAAAUGAAGUAUAUGUAUGGAAAAAAAUAAAUACUAUUUUAUCACGGGUCAGUUUUUGAAACAUUGUUUAAUGUGGUGGUCUUGAAUGCAACCCUGUUACGUUCGGCAGGUAUUAUUUCACCUGUUUCCUCUUUUCAUUUGAGAGCCACGACUUGUAUUAAUGUUCAGUCAUGUUCCUCACAGGGCUGAAAGGUGGAAGACGUCCCCCUGAAUUUAACAAAGUAUUUUAAAUAGAGGAAUAUAAUGACAUUCUAUUUCUGAUGGCAAUAUAUAAAUGCUCUUGUUUUACACGUAGAAAACCUAAAAAAUUCUGAAUUUGUUCUGUUUGACCAGAGUGUGUUCUGACGUUGAAUGGCUCCUCUAGAUUUUUCAGCCUUUUACAUUUUCACAAACUUUCUGAAAUUUGAUGAAAAAAAAAAAGUUUCUCAUAUGCAGUAAGGCCUUUUUGUCUGGUCGCAUAUUACUGAAGCCUUGCGAACAAAUGGUUCCAUAAAUAAAAGUGCUACUGGGGUGCUUGAAUAAGGUUUGCCUGAGAGCUUCAGAACGGUUAUGAACCUUACAAUUUGUGUGAAUUUUAAGUUUACUAGAAAGAUGUAUUUAGUUAGAAUAAAAGGGGACUUUCCUAAACAACCUUAUUCACCAUUUCCUGUGCAGUUCAAAGACAAAAUAAAAGAGA
Molecule: messenger RNA, 4706 nt
Organism: Epinephelus moara (kelp grouper)
Lineage: Eukaryota; Metazoa; Chordata; Actinopteri; Perciformes; Serranidae
Gene: taok3b
Product: TAO kinase 3b
Exons: 8
Coding region: 1035-2351 (438 amino acids)
Biological process (GO): execution phase of apoptosis
Source: RefSeq, a predicted model, not a curated record